GGCUCUGAAGAGAGGGCGUGAUAUCCGGGUCAGCUCGUCCUCUGUUUCCCUGGUUCUCCGGCGGCGGCGGUUGGGGAUUUGAAAAGGUCGCUCUCCCAUUUGCCAUGUCCCUCGCUGACGAGCUCCUGGCCGACCUGGAGGAGGCUGCAGAGGAAGAUGAGGAGAGUUUCGCUGACGAGGAGGAUGAGGAGACCAUCGAAGUGGUGGAGGAGGAGAUGCAGCUGGACCUGGGGGUCGACUCUGUGAAGAGCAUCGCGAAACUCCGCGACAGCAAGCUGUUCGCGGAGAUCAUCACCAAGAUGGGAGACUACAUCGGGAAGCAGCGGAAGUCUUCAGAAGUUACAGGACCCGUGGAAUCCGAUCCUGAAUACAAACUCAUCGUCGAUGCAAAUAACCUCACAGUGGAGAUUGACAAUGAGAUCAAUAUCAUUCACAAAUAUGUCAGGGAUAAGUACUCAAAGCGAUUUCCAGAGCUGGAAUCGCUGGUUCCCAACGCACUGGACUAUAUCCGGACUGUGAAGGAACUCGGCAACAACCUCGAUCGCUGCAAAAACAACGAGAACCUUCAGCAGAUCCUCACAAACGCCACCAUCAUGGUGGUCAGUGUGACAGCCUCCACCACACAGGGACAGACGCUGUCUGAGGAGGAGCUGGGGGUCAUCAUGGAGGCAUGUGACAUGGCCCUGGAACUGAACCAGUCAAAGCACCAGAUCUACGACUACGUGGAGUCCCGCAUGUCGUUCACGGCCCCCAACCUCUCCAUCAUCGUUGGAGCUUCAACAGCAGCCAAGAUCAUGGGAAUAGCGGGAGGUCUCACCAACCUGUCGAAAAUGCCUGCCUGUAACAUCAUGUUGCUGGGUUCCCAGCGCAGGAACCUCUCGGGUUUCUCCAGUACCUCAGUGCUGCCUCACACGGGCUACAUCUACCACAGCGAGAUCGUUCAGUCGCUGCCUCAGGAUCUCCGUAAAAAGGCAGCCCGCCUGGUGGCUGCGAAGUGCACGCUGGCGGCCCGUGUGGACAGCUUUCACGAGAGUGCCGAGGGGAAGGUGGGUUAUGACCUGAAGGAGGAGAUGGAACGUAAAUUCGACAAGUGGCAGGAACCUCCUCCAGUCAAACAGGUGAAGCCCCUGCCCGCUCCGCUGGACAGUCAGCGCAAGAAGCGAGGAGGACGGAGGUGAGGGACGUGCGACGGACC
Messenger RNA from Stegostoma tigrinum, 1195 nucleotides. RefSeq names its product PRP31 pre-mRNA processing factor 31 homolog (yeast) (gene prpf31). Gene Ontology annotation, cellular component: U4/U6 x U5 tri-snRNP complex; U4 snRNP; precatalytic spliceosome. Bases 105 to 1178 code for a protein of 357 amino acids. The record is from RefSeq and is a predicted model, not a curated record. Gene Ontology annotation, biological process: mRNA splicing, via spliceosome; spliceosomal tri-snRNP complex assembly. The transcript has 10 exons. NCBI's taxonomy places the organism in Eukaryota, Metazoa, Chordata, Chondrichthyes, Orectolobiformes, Stegostomatidae.